UUCGCCUCCCCAUUGACGUCACUCCGGUAUCACAUGAACGAGCUAGGACCAAUCCACACGCAGCCCUAACGAAGCUCUCGGUUCCUCCGCCGAGAUAGGGAGGAAAAAAAAGACAGAAAAGGGAACCAUGAUUCCGAGCAUCUGAGGAACAAGUAAAAUCGAACACAGUGUGGAUCUUGUACCUGGUUAUUGUUUCGUUUUCGGAGCGGGAAGACUGGAAUAAUAUGCAGUGGAGAGAGGCGGAACGGAGACGGCAAUGGCUCGAACAUAUUGAGUAGCUCGCGACGCUCAAAGGAAAGACAUUAUACCUCAUCGAACCUUCCUCAUCUCGACGGGCUUAUUUAAUGGCUUUGAUCCUCGCCGUCACCGACCCUUGUCUUUUGCGUUGCACUGCUGAGGUCGAAUCACGGGGGAUCGCGUGAGCUUCUAUAUGCCAAACACCGGAACGACCAUUACUCGGCCUCGAAAUCAAAAGACAGCCACCUGAACUGAUUCAACGCCGUCGGUUUUCGCUGAGGGAAAUCAUGGAUUUUAACGGGAGCGGAGGGGGAAAUGAGCUGCACAACAAUCAGUUUUAUCCGUCCGAAGAGAGUAAGCCUCUGCUGGGGGAAAUAUCCACGCAGCAGCCGCCGCCAGAGGGGAAUAAUAAUCACAAAGCGGGGCCCUGCAGCAAGAGGAGCCUUCUACACAGCAGCAGCGGUAUGAGAUACAAACUGCUCCAGGAGGGGGACAUCCAGGUGUGCGUGGUCAAACACCCGCGGACCUUCCUCAGUAAGAUUUUCACCUCCAAAUAUUUACGGAGGUGGGAACCUCACCACCUCACCUUGACGGACAGCAGCCUGGUGUCUGCCACGCCUACAGGAUACAUGGAGGCCCCUCUGUCUUACAGCACUAUCGAGGACCUACAGUUGUUGUCCUGGGACAACGCCCCCAAAUACUGUGUCCAGCUAAGCAUCCCCGGAGGGACAGUCCUCCUGCAGGCUGCUAACAGCUAUCUGCGGGACCAGUGGUUUCACUCUAUACAGUGGAAGAAAAAGAUCUACAAGUACCGCAAGGUUCUGAAUAACCCGAGCCGCUGGGACGUGGUUCUGAAGGAGAUCAGGGCCCUGGUGGAUAUGGCCCUCACCUCACCCCUGCAGGACGAAUCCAUCCAUCAGGCCCCACUGCACAUCAUCUCCACCCUGCUUGCUGAGAACACUAACCUCAGCGCUCAGGAUCAUGAGAACAUCAUUGUGGCCAUCGCACCAUUGCUGGAGAAUAACCACCCUCCCCCUGACUUGUGUGAAUUCUUCUGCAAGCACUGUAGGGAGCGUCCUCGGUCGAUGGUGGUGAUUGAAGUGUUCACUCCUGUGGUUCAGAGAAUCCUCAAACACAACAUGGACUUUGGGAAAUGCCCCAGACUCCGUCUCUUUACUCAAGAGUAUAUUUUGGCUCUGAAUGAGCUUAACGCUGGCAUGGAAGUGGUCAAGAAGUUCAUUCACAGCAUGCACGGUCCCACUGGACAGUGCCCUCAUCCUCGGGUUCUCCCCAAUCUUGUAGCGGUGUGCCUAGCUGCCAUCUACUCUUGCUACGAAGAAUUCAUCAACAGUCGGGACAACUCUCCCAGUCUCAAGGAAAUCCGAAACGGUUGUCAGCAGCAAAGUGAGAGGAAGCCGCCAAUGCCUUUGCGCCUGCUGCGGCCCGAGCCGCCCAUACCACCCCCGACUACCACGCUGUCCCCACCCCCGGCCCUGCCCCUCUCACCACCACCUUCCAUCGUCAAUUCCAGCGAGAUCCUGGUAGAGCUGGAGCGCAACAACAACACCACUAACACACUGCACAAGGCCCCCGCAGAAGGCGACAGGGAGCCCAACCUGAUUGACUGUCUACUGGUCAGCCCCGCUCUCAAUGCCCUGUCCAUUCAGCUGCCUGCUCACGCCGACAGAGUGCUGGGAUGUUUCGCCCUCAUCCUUAAAAUGCUAUCAGACUAUGAUGACUGGAGACCAGCGCUGGCCAGCCUGCUUCAACCAAUCCCCUUCCCGAAAGAGGCCCUCGCACAUGCCAAAUUCACAAAAGAGCUGAAGUAUGUCAUUCAGAGGUUUGCUGAAGAUCCCAGACAAGAGGUCCACUCCUGUUUGCUCAGCGUGCUUUUUGGGGUAGGGGGGUGGUUACAGCUCUGCGGUGGGGGAGGCGUAGCUUGCGACGAUGACGGAGAGCUGUUUGCUAGCAUGGUCCACAUCCUCAUGGGCUCCUGCUACAAGACGAAGAAAUUUCUCCUGUCGCUGGCUGAAAAUAAACUGGGACCCUGCAUGCUCUUGGCCCUGCGGGGGAACCAGACCAUGGUGGAGAUCCUGUGUUUGAUGCUGGAGUACAACAUCAUAGAGAACAAGGACACUCAGCUACAGAUCAUCUCCACCUUGGAGAGCACCCAGGUCGGCCUGCGCAUGUACGAGCAGCUGUGCGACAGACAGAGGGAGCUUAAAGAACUGCAAAGAAAAGGAGGCCCUACUCGACUCACUCUGCCAUCUAAAUCGACGGAUGCCGACUUGGCUCGUCUGCUGAGCUCUGGUUCCUUUGGCAAUCUGGAGAACCUCAGCUUGGCGUUCACCAACGUCACCAGUGCCUGUGCUGAACAGCUCAUCAAACUGCCAUCCCUCAAACAGCUCAACCUGUGGUCCACCCAGUUUGGAGAUGCUGGGCUCCGUUUGCUAUCGGAGCAUCUGGCCUGUCUGCAGGUUUUGAACUUGUGUGAGACUCCAGUCACGGAUGCUGGCCUGCUCUCCCUCAGCUCAAUGAAAAGCCUGUGCAGCCUGAAUAUGAACAGUACUAAACUCACAGCGGACACAUAUGAAGACCUGAAGGCCAAACUACCCAAUCUAAAGGAAGUGGACGUUCGCUACACAGAGGCAUGGUGAACACGAUGCUCAAGGAGAUUUAUAGACAGGAAAUCGCUGACACAUCAUCCGAACACAACAUAAUCAAGAAGCAAGGACUGUGUUUAUAGGAACAUCAUUCAAACGUCAAGGACCUUCUGAUAAUAUCAUAAACGCUCAAGAAUCAUCUAGUGUCUCAUCCGAGGAUGCUCUUCGCAGCGGCAUCAGAAUGCAAGAAUAUGUCCCGUGACAUCAUCAAACAGCACAGGAACCUUUCUAACGACAUCACCAGGGGACUUUUUUCUCUGUCUCUUUCUGGCCUUUAUCUCAGACCCCUCAGAGGAACCGUGUCCCUCGUCUUAACCCAUAACUGGCAUCCCUUUUUGUCCCCCUGAAGACAUCAGACCACCUGGAUACAUUUUCCCUGUGGUACCAGCGUCUGCUGAAGGCCUGAAUAUUCAGAGCCACAUUCCAGUACAGUUUUGAUAUCACUUCCUGUGUGGAAAGCCAAUUUCCGCAUGAUUUUGUUUUUUUUUGUUUUUUUCUUGUUACAUGUGUGCUUGGUCCUCUCGGCUCAGAGUCCAUCAUAUUUGCAUCCUCACAGAGAUUUCUGGUGUAAAAUGUGUCUGUUAACAAUGUUCACGUUCAUCUCUAUAUCUCUAUCGCUCUGAAAAUCAUUUUUUUAUCAACUUGAAUAAGCGUAUUUUUCCAUACACUGCUUUCAUAUACAUGUGUGUUUGUAAAGAAAAUCGACGUAUCCCCAUUUUUAAUGCAGACAUUACAGGGGCUUCGCUCCAAAAAAAAAAUCUGUUUAUCAUUUCCUUUCCCUUCCUCUUCUCUCUUCUUUUUUUAGCCACAUUGUACAGUGUAAUUUUAAUUUCACACCUGUAUUUAAGAGAACAUCGUCCAGGAAGUAGUCUGGGACUACUUUGUAUUUAUGAGCCCCCCUUUCUGGUCCUAUUAAGUACUUUUGUCAAGCAUACUGAACCAAGAUGGUGCCUAAGACUUUUUCUGUAAAGAUUGCAUCACCUAGCAACAUCAGCUAAGUUGUAAAUAGAUACAGUAUGAACUUUUAAACCGAUUAAUAGGCUUUAUUAUUCUCUGUAAACUCCGCCUCUAGUGGUCGAUAGGAGUCCACCAUGAUUGUCCUGCCACAACGGUUGACAAUGUUCCGCAUAUUUAUAUCAAAUCGAGCCAAGAUUUGUGCUGUUUAUUAAGGCUUGUUAUUCAGUUAAAACUUUUUAUAUUUAAUUUUCUCGCUUUUGUGAUCAGCGUCUCUCCAAACAUAUAGAUUAUGAUCACUGUAAUUAGUUACAGUAAAUAUCUUGACCAGUAGGGCAACAAGACAGAUCUUGUAGAAGAAAAAAGACGGUCUGAAAUAAAACGAUCAUUUUGCCGUCUUAACUUAAAUUGAGUUUUCCUUAUGUUUACAAAAGCGUGUCUGCCUCUACUCCCACUUUGAAUUAUAUCCAGAUAGAGUUGCUGCCCUGUCCAUGUGGCCGGUCUUGAAAGUAGCAGUUUUAGGUAGUUCCAGAUUUUGUGUGUGCGUUUGAUUUCGCACAGAUAUAGAUGCCGUCCAGAGGGAGACAUUCAGUACUGGGUGCCAUAAUGGCACCAACUCGAGUUCUGCCAGCUUGCAUAGUUACAUACUGUAUAAUGUACAUAUGAGUGUAUAUAAUUUCCCAUUUCUCUUUCUCUCGAGUUUUUGGGAGACUCUUUGUUGCCUUUAUUUUUUUAGAUGUGUGCAUACGGUCACCUGUUUUUGUUUUCUUUCCUGCCUCCAGACCAAGUGCACUAUCAUUGUUUUUUUUUUUUUGUUGUUGGUUUAAUUUUUUUUGACUGUAUGAUAAGUUUAAUCCAUUUUUGUUGCCUUUUUUGUUUCUUUUUUGCAUGUUUGCAAUUUUAUCAUAUAGAUUUAAAAUAAAGGGUAAAAUCACUAGCCCCCUUCAACCACUUACCAUAUGGAUCAGUACGUGUUUUUUAAAAGUGAAAGAUGGUCAGAGAUAGUGUGUGUCUGUUGUGAACGGUUGAAAUAGUGUUUUCUGAAGGUGUGUUCGAGAGUGGACUAGAAACUGUUCCAUUCUGUACACACUGGUGAUACACUGUAAUGGUCUUCAGUCCAAACAGCGGACCAUUUUUCUCUGUGGCAGGAAGGAUUCAGGGGGCUGGGUUUCCCCCAGCCUUCAUUUUGUUCAGAAAUGAUUAAAAAAAAAGCCAUCUCUUUGAGACUAUGGCUUAUUUGUUGAAGUUGAAAUCCAGUUUAUACUUAAUUGUUUCCUGAUCAAUUUGUAAUAUCCUGUGGAACUCACUGUGCUAUUUGUGUUUCCAAUGUCUCCUUAUCAUAUUAUAAUGUCUAAUUAAUUUCAGCUUUUUUUAUUUUUGUUGAAAAGCGCUUUUUUUCAAUGUUGUAUUGAGACUGAGUCUUAAUAUGAUGUGGGUGGGGUCACUGCGGCACAGUCGUGUACAUACAGAAUGAACUAUGUUUCCCAUGACUUCUGGAGUUUUUGCAGAUACAACUGCUGCCCUUAUUUUUUCUGUGUUUUUCUGCUUCUAUCUACAGCUGGGUUGCUGCUGCUGCUGCUGCUGCUGCUCUGUGGCUGUUGUAAUGAGAACAGGAAAAUAAGCCUAAUAUGUGAACCAGUUUCAAUCAGAAUAAACUGUCUGUGAAUAUGUUUCAAAUA
This is a messenger RNA of Cyprinus carpio (common carp), 5533 nucleotides long. RefSeq names its product C-Maf-inducing protein-like. Gene Ontology annotation, cellular component: nucleoplasm; cytosol. Lineage: Eukaryota; Metazoa; Chordata; Actinopteri; Cypriniformes; Cyprinidae. The record is from RefSeq and is a predicted model, not a curated record.